Molecule: messenger RNA, 8047 nt
Organism: Toxoplasma gondii ME49
Lineage: Eukaryota; Apicomplexa; Conoidasida; Eucoccidiorida; Sarcocystidae
Product: importin-beta N-terminal domain-containing protein
Exons: 15
Coding region: 3734-7177 (1147 amino acids)
Biological process (GO): protein export from nucleus
Cellular component (GO): nuclear pore; cytoplasm
Molecular function (GO): small GTPase binding; nuclear export signal receptor activity
Source: RefSeq, a predicted model, not a curated record
UGUCAAUCUCUAGCUCAGGUGUACAAGAGAACAAGAGAGUCUGAACCGAAAGUACAUAAAACAGAACGGUUCUCUAUGUGACUCGAAGGCAUCCGACCAUUUGUUCUGCGCCAUGGCUCCCUACACAUCCCACGUACCGUACAGCGUCUCUUUGCUUUUAUACCACCGUCAACACUCCGAGUAAUCGAAUAUAUCGGGUUUCUACGAAAGGUAACGGUACCAGCUGUAAACAAAAGAUUCUUCGCUUAACCUGAUGAGUAAAGAAUCUGCCAAUAUACACAUCCGAGACCUGACACGUCUGUUCGAUUGAUAAGCCGCACACAAUGUAGCAAGCGUUGGAUAUCAGCGGUACCCGCUGUUGACCAAUGGGAAUGCCCGUUUCCGCGCUCAACAUCGAACUAGGUCAUUCACACUAAACUUGGGGACGACACAGCGUGCCUCUGAUCUUUGUAUCUGCUGUUGUUCGUCUCUGACAAUCCUACACACCCCAGUAUUCUCCACUGCACGGGGUAGACCGGGAUCUCUUGUUACACCCUUCUCAGUAGAGCACAGAAGCACCCCCAACUCGGGAACUUUGAGCUGUCGCCAAUGGGCACAUCAUUGCAGCGAGCAUUUGCCGUCAACGGAGUGUUUUGACUGCUGAACAGAACAGCGAUAUUUGAUGAGAAGCCACAAAUAGCGACGUGGACAUUCCAGAUGGCAGCCUGGCACUAUUGGCAAGAGUUGCCAGGGCGCUUUUGCUCCUGUGCAAGUUGUUCCAGUUUCCGCAGUGUUGUAGCGUUUCUCCCCGCGAGUGACCAUCUGUGAAUUGGUCGUUUCUUGAGCGAGAUUGGCGUCGUCUGGUCGGCAUUUUCGGCUGUUCAGUCUGUCCUGCGUUCCCGCGCUUCGCUCCGUUGGUCUCAGUUCUGUUUCCUUGCCUCGUUUGCCGUCGCAGAAGCUCCGAACCGGAAACUCCUCCUUCCAGAUGCCUCGUUUUUUCCAGGAAGGCGUCGCGGUGCGAAUGGGUGUGUCUGGAAAGCGCCGCGCCGACUGGCUGCCCGAGGUGUCGAUACACCGCAGGUUCGAGAAUCUGGCCACACAGCGAACUGGCAUUCAAGACAGCGUAAACGCUUGGUCACUUCUUUUCUUGCGGCACUCGAGACAGGAGAGGAGGGGCAGCUGCCAGGGGUGGGUUAACACUCGAGAUCGUCGCAGCGCCAAGCGAGGGUGCAGUGCGUGUGUGUGUCGUGCGCAAAAGGAUCGCGAGAGCUGCCGUGCUCGGACGAUUUCUUCGAGGAAAAGGAACUCCAGCUGGUUCGCCUUCGGCUUCUCUCCGUGGAACGAGCGCUCAGUGCGCAUCUUCUUGGCUUCCUGCGAAAGUUUCCCCUCGCUCCGCCCGCGGUACGUUUCUGUCUUUUGCCGUUUUCCCUCGAGAAAGCCGGAUGUCCACAGGCUCGCGCUGCGCAUUCUGCGGCCCGGCUGCCUGGACGUCGCCGCCUCUCCCUCCCCCUUCCCUCUCCUGAAAACUUUCUGUCCCCGUCCAUAAUAGCCGUUUCCUCUCUUCAGCUCCGACGAAAGCGGCGAACGCGAGAGGGAGAGAGUUUUCUGCGGGACCGUUCGACGCGUGCACUUUCCUCGGCCUCUCAUUCGCGCACUCGCCCCCGUUUCUUCAGACCCCUCUUCCUUGUCUCUCUCCUUUUCUUUCUUCUUGCCUUCCAGACUCUCUCAAGACUCCUCGUCUCCUCUGCACUUUCUCCGCUCGUCACUCGACUCGUUGACUCCUGCUGUGGCGGGCGUUUUGCUUCUGCCGCCCCGCUGUGCGCUUUUUACGGCCCAUGAGGGCCUCAGGAAGACCAAGACGCAUGCUUCGUGUUGCGCGGUCGCGCCCUCUGAUGUAAACGGACAGAAAAACUCUCGAGAAGUCUCGCGCUCAACUGUCUCGGCACCAGGCACGGCCAGCCUGCAUCCAAGCUCCUCCUCGAUGCAACGUCUGGACCUCCUCGAGACACAUCUUCGUUUCCGACGCGCUGCAGCUUCCGCCCCCAUGCGCAUGCAAAUUCGUAUAAAUUCUUCUGCGUUCGAAUCUGUGGACUCCUUCGCAUACAAAGACUCUGCUUCGCAGAACACUCGCAACCUCUGCAGGAAGCCCCGCUGCACCGCCUCCCCCUUGUAUAGAUACGCGCUCAAGGAACAGAAGCUGUUCUUCACUCGGUCUGCUUCUGAAUCCUGCGCGCAACUCUCGGGAGCAUAGCCAUCCGCGUCUACGCGUGCGCAUUCGUCUCGCGCAUCCCGGGAGGCGCGGAGGAUUCGGACUCGCAACGCCUCUGUUUCUCGUCAGAAGCGAAAACUAAGUCGGCGCAUACGCCUUGUUCGGCCUUCCUCUUUCAAGCCUUCUUGUUCCCUCUGUGUCACCACGUCUCGCAAUUCUCUGGGGAAUUCCAGCCCCGGGCGUCCCUGCUGACUUUCUUUUUUUUCCGUCUGGUGUCUCGCGAGAACAAGUCCCUGCUGCGACGGCUUCACGUUCUGCGCGGAUCUCUCCGCUCCCGUCUGCCCCCGUUUUCCGCUUCCGAGCAGCCACUGCCUUCUUCGAGUCUCUCCCUCAUCAACCUAAAGCGCCUCCAUGCAACAUAAAUCCGAAACUCGAAAACCGCUUCAACUUCAUCGACGCACAUACUCAUCUGCAUCUCCACUCGCGUCUAUCUCUUUGUACGUUUAUCUAGGGCAGUCUGUGCUGUUGGCUGUGCGAGCGCAUGCAUGCACAUGUCUUUGUGCCUCUGAGCACGAGACUCUUUGAUUUUCUGGACACAAGUUUCUGAUGUCGAGCGAUGCAGUGAUAGACAGGGAGCAGAGAAUCUCCAUUCGUCCGCAGCAGCUUCUGUCUCCGAUUCCCUCGCGUCGCAAAACGUAGCGUCUUGGCCAGUCCUUGGUUCUGUUUAGACUCUCUGUUGGCUGCCGUAGGUCUCCCGCGUCGUCCCCAGCUGUCUAAACACCCCAGACGUCUCUCGCCUUCGCUGUCGCCGUUCCGCGCUUCGUGGGCAUCUUUCCGCUGCGGGCCGUCGCGUCUUUGUUUUCCAGAGGGCCUUGCGCGCCGCUUUUUUGUUGCCUCGCUGUUUCUGGGAGUGGGCUGCUGUGCUGCGGUCGAUGCGCUUUCUCGGGAGGCAGUUCGGCGUGUCUCCGAAAACUUCUUUCUGUGUCAUCAACACUGACGGAACUGCGGAUCCACUUGUGCCAUUCGUGGAUUCUCAGCCACCUUCUGUUUCUCGCAGCCCAAGAGCAGACGCGAGACCAGCGCUGGUUCUGUCUCUGCGAUCUCUGCAGACUCGCGGUGUUUAAGCUCAGGAGUUGUGGGGGGAAAAGAGUGAAGUGAACAAGACAAUGAAGGCCAGUUUGCGAGGCAGAGUCGACUUUUCGUCGAACUGACACACUGUUUUUUUUCGCGCCUCGUCCCGAAAUCCUUCUCCGUACAAGCCCGGCUUUCGUUUCGACUCUCCCCUUCUUUGACUUCUUGACUUUCUCUGCGAACUUCCCUCCUGACUCGCCCAAUCCGCUUUUUCCCUCUCUUCCCCAAGCUGUUCUUUCUCCCUUGUUCUCGCUCUUGUUCUCUUCGUCGGCCGUUGGACCUUCGUUCUGCGUGACUUGCCUGGGGUCUCUGCCGGGUGUUUGCUCUCGUCCGGCGACUGUUCUCUCUUCGUCGUUCUGUUCCCUCGCCUUUCUCCCUCCCGUCGCUGCGCGUGUACGUUUCUCUUCUCGCGCAAUGAUGGACGAUGCGGCGCAAGUCCAGCAGCUGGAGCUGCUGUGUCAGGCGUUCUACGGCGGAGGUAGCAAGUCGGAGCAGAACGAGGCACACCAGGUGCUUCUGCCGCUCGCGAGCAAUCCAGCGAACGUUCCGCGUCUGCAGAUCAUUUUAGCGAAGUCGAACAAUCUCCAGGCGUUGCUCUUUGCCACGGCAGGCCUGACGAACCUGUUCACGAAGCACUGGUCGCAGAUUCCGGAUCCCCUCAAGCAAGACACGCGUCACUUCGUCCUCAACUACCUCUACCAGAGAGGCGCCGACCUUCUCCACAAUGCGCCGGAAAUCCUGGGACAUUUCGUUCGCCUCCUCUGCAGAGUCGUCAAACUUUCUUGGCUGGAGAGCGUCAGCAACCAGAAGAUCGUGGAGCAAGUGAACCAGUUUUUGACGGCUUCGACUGCGCACUGGGUGGUGGGGUUGUCGAUUUACACCGAGUUGACGCAGGAGAUGCAGCCGCAGAUGGGCCGUCAGAUGGCGCGACUGCGUCGGACGGCGUUCUCCUUUCGAGACACUGCGCUUCUGGACAUUUUCAAGGUGGCUGUCCAGACACUGCAGCAGUUUCACUCGGGGGCGAUUCGCGUCCCGAACCAGCAAGAGGAGGCGCAGCUGUUGAAGCAGGUGCUCCAGCUGACACACAACUGUCUCUCCUUCGACUUCCUCGGCACAGUCCCCGACGACGCGACCGACGAGCAAACGACUGUGAUGCUUCCCCAGAGCUGGACCAUGCUCAAGGACGAGAGCUUCCCGAAGACGCUCUUCGAGCUCUACGAGCUGUGCUGGACGAGUCGGGAAGGCCUCCUCGCGACCACGGCGUCGGCGAGUCUCGGCGCCGCCGAGGAGAACGCCGGGGGCGGUAACGGAGGCGCAGAGAUGGCGGGAGAAGCUGGAGCUCCAUCUGGAGCGUUUCCGGUGCACACACCCCCUCAGCUGCGCGUCGACUGCGCGCAGCUCUGUCUCGCGAGCUUGGUGCUUGUGGCCGCGCUUCGUCGGUCGUUCUUCUCGCGCGACCAGGAGCGCGCCGAUUGCCUCAGCCAGCUGAUUCUCGGGACGUCGCGGAUCAUCGACAAGAACCUCGGCCUCCACAACGACAUGUGCUACCACGAGUUCUGUCGCCUCUUGGGGAAGAUCAACGCGGCGAACCAGCUGAGUGAACUGUGCACCUCCAAAGCUUUUGCAGACUGGACUGCGAAACUCUUCCACUUCACCAUGGCCUCCCUCGAAGACUGGGCCAGACUCCCGAACAGCAAGCAUUACCUCCUCGGGGUCUGGGCGCACAUGGUCUCGCCGCUACUCUUCUUCAGAAACACCGUCCCGCGGCAACUCGACGUGUACAUCCAGCGCAUCACCACCGCGUUCAUCGUCAGUCGCAUGCAACUCGCCGAAGCGGUGGCCUCGCAACCAGACGAUCUCGAUUUAGAGAAUCCUCUCCACAACGAAGUUCUGCGGGCAGAGCAGCUGGACGUUCUGACGCAGCUGGGCCGGUGUCGCUACGGCGAAACAGCGACGAAGGUCUUGGAGCUUUUUCACGAGACGCGAGCGGCUGCCGAGCAGAAGGCGAUUUCUCGGGAGGUCUUCCAGCAAAAGAUCACUUGGCUUGUCUAUAUCGUCGGGGCUCUCAUCGGAGGCCACUGGACUGGACGCGUCCCCAUGGCUUCCGCCGACGACGACGGACAGGGACCGUCACACGUGGUGAACGCGGAGCUGGCCAAACUCGUUUUCAAGCUGAUGGACGAAACAAACAAAUUCACAGACACCCCUGAGAGCCUCGAACUGGGCUAUCUCUACUUCCUCGAACAAUUCCGGAAGGUGUACAUCGGCGAACAUGCCAAGCAAGUCGUCAACAUGCAGAGCCCCGACCGCUUUGCUGCAGUUCUCGGUGCGUCGAACGACGAUGAAGUUCUGGGUUUGCUAGUCACGAAGAUCGGUUUUAAUCUGCAGCAGAGAGCAGAUAUGGAAGAUGUGAUUAAGCGGACGUUGUCGCUUUUUCACGAACUUGCAUCGGGAAUGAACAUCGUCCACUGUACAGACAGGUCGCCGCACCUCAUCAUUUCGGGCCGACUUCUCCUCAACAACUCGACUGCGAAUUACCUUCUUCAACACCACCGCAACGAAGAAUUCAAGUUCCUUCAUGUCAGAGGAUACGGGAAGUAUCGAACCACGUACUACUUUACGUUGGCGAAGCUUUUGUUUUUGAGGAUUGGAAGCAGUGGACAAGGUCGAGGAACGGCUUCCGAGCAAUUCGAGACCUUUAUGACGCCGCUGAGUGCUGUCUUUGACCAGCUGUGGCAACGCACCGCUGACGGCACAAACAUUCAGGAGCUCGCGAAUCCCCAGUGUCGCGAGCCCCUCAUCGGCCUUGUACGAGAUCUCAGGGGCAUCUGCAUGGCGUGCAAUACCACCGAGUCGUACUCGACGAUGUUUUCGUGGCUGAUCAACCACCCGAAGCAGCCGGGGAAGUCGAGGAUUCAUCUGUUCACCUGGGCGGCAGGAAUUUGGUGGGAAGACCCAGAGGUCGUUAUUCCACUUCUCAAGUUCACCGCAGAGUUCGUUCACAACCGCAGUCAACGAAUUUCUUUCGACCAAGCGUCUGCAAACGGCAUUCUCCUCUUCAAGGAAGUCUCCUCUAUUCUCGUCUCCUAUGGGAAACGGAUAUUAGAAAAGCAAGACUUCCGAGACAUGUACAAAGAGAAGUACAAGGCCUUGGCCGUCGCGCUUGAGAUGUUCAGUCACGCGUUGAACGGGAACUACGUGAACUUUGGAGUCUUCGAUGUUUACGGAGAUGGAACUCUUAACGACUCUCUCAAGCUCUCUCUCUCUAUGUGUCUCGCGAUUCCUGACGAAGAUCUUCAGGCGUAUAUUCGGUCGCUGAAGGCGUACUACUCGUUCCUGGACCUCGCAACGAAAAAUUUCAUGCCUCAGGUGCUCGAGUUGUCUCCACCCAUGCUGGCCCAGCUGAUGCGCGCAGUCGAGGAGGGUCUUUGCUCCUUCGAGCCUGGAGUGGCAAUGCAGUGUUGUUCCACCAUCGACAACUUCGUCACCUUUUUCUACCAGCACUUGAACAGUCCCGAUGCGGAAGGACAGGCCGUCCGCGUUUUCCUCGAGUCGCAGCCGCAGUCUCUCAAGCGAAUUCUGCAACUCAUGUUCCAGCUUGUCAUUACAGGAGAGUUCACAAGUGUGUGGAGCAUGUCGAGGCCUUUGCUCGGACUCAUCCUUUUGCAAGAACAAGAAUUCCUCACCAUUAAGCAGCAGUUGCUUGAGCAACAAAGCAAAGAAAAGAAAAGCAAAUUGGAAGGAUUCUUCGGGGACCUCAUGUCGGAUGUCGAUUCGAGUUUGGAAAAUAAAAACAAGGAUCAGUUUACUCGAAAUCUGUACCAGUUUUCGUCGCAUGUGCGCCAGUGUUUGGCGUAAUCAAAAGAGUUUUCUUAAGUUGCGCCAUUUUCUUGGCGCGACACAGUGUGGAGAAGAAGCGAAUGCGGGAGAAGCAGCAGGGAUGGAUGUGUGACAGGCAUUCGAAGGGGAACCGCGGGAGGGUGGCGACCGCUGAUAAGGAAACCUGAGGAGACAGAAGGUGGAAUGAGAAGCGGCAGAAAUGUCAGACUCGUGAAAUGGCGCGAACUUCAAGAGAACGAAGUCGAGAGAGAAGCAAAGGGCAGGAACGCUUCUAAAAAUCGUUCAUAAUGGAGGCGAACCAGCAACGCGUUCGCCUCCAACGCAGAGUGUCUCUCGAUUUGUGGGGAUUUCAGAGCUGGUGUGUUUUUUUUUUCUUCGCUGAUGCCGAGAGCGACGCUCCUGUCUCCUUUGCAAGUGCGAGUAAUGCGCGCGAACUGCAAGCGCAAACGUCUCUGCAGCUGAAGCUUCUGCAGAGACAUUUCUGUCUUUCUUCUCGGUUUCUUUCCAACCUGUCGAGGGCUUCCCCACCGGCGCCGCAAUGCGUUUUCGGGGGGAGGGCGCGGUUGUGUGUGAAUGUUCUUUCUCUGAGCUAGGUUUUUGCGGGAGAGACAGGCUCAGGCAAAGGAGGUGGUGAAACAAUUUCUGUAUUCGUUUUCCAGAGAAACCUUGGCGCACGCGAGCUUUCCGAACUCCCAUGGUCAAAGAAAACUGUUUCUUCCUCGAAUUCUAGACUUUUUCGACUUUCUCUCAGUCUUCUCCCGUGUGUCUGAGCAGUUUUCAGCGCGUUGUUGUUUCUGAAGGCGUUUCCGAUUCGUAAAACAGUCUUUCUGCAAGGUGGAAGAGGUGCAGGAGAUUUACUUCAGAAGUCGAAGCGUCACGCAUGCAGAG